CCUCUGCUUGGUGAGGUGUGGCCACCACACCUCUGGAUCUGCACCACUGAAAAGUUGGACAACUUCUGUUAAAAGUGGCCAAGUUGUACAGUAAAGUGCACCAGGUUCCCCUCAGUCAAUGACCUUCUGCCUGAGCACCGAAAAACAACAUUUACAGAAUAGAAAUACACGUCCCAGACUGUAACCAAUCAUUGAACACGUUAUAGUAUUGGUAACAAGUAACACAAAGAAACACGUCACCAUAAGAAAUGACCUAAGACAAGUUCAUGACGCAUCCCAAAAAUUAUCAUAAUUUGUGCAUCAUCCAUAUUUAGGAUUUUUUUUUUUUUGAAGACAGCGGUUCGGAUCUCCAUCAACACCGUCAUCCUUUGCUUAUCAGACGUAUAAGGUUUAUAAGCUAUAAUCAGGAGUAGCAUACAGACUAUAAUCUCUUCAAUAGAAUCCGAUUUUAAUCUUUCUCUGUCUACUUGUGUGAAAAUGAAUAAACUAAACCAAUAAUCUAAGUUUCUCACAGAAAGACAAAUGAACGGGGUACACAAAUAAUAUCCGGGAGUCCCUCCGGAGUCGGUCUCUGUGGAUGACGCCCGACCUCCUCCCGGGGGACGACUGAGCGGAGCAGCAGGUCGGUGACCCUCCGGACUGACGCGCGCGGAUGCGAGCGCGUCACUGGAUCGCUCCGGCGCUGGGCGGAGGAGCGCGCCGGAGCGCCACAGAUGCGCGCACGGUCCGCGUCGAUGUCGGCGCGGGCAACCUGUGCCACCAUGGGCCACCGGCUCCGCCGCCUCCCCGCCGCGCUCCUCCUCCAGCUGCUGCUGCUGCUGCUGCUGCGGCCGCCGCCGCCUCUCGCGCCGGGGUGCGCGGCGGAGUACUCCUCCAAGAGCGACUUGGACUACGAGUUCGGGGACUACCGGGGCAAGUGGUGCAUCGACGACCACGGCUUCGUCUACGGCAUCGGAGAGGUGUUUUACCCGAGCACGGCGGCGUGUCCGUGCACGUGCACCGCGGACGGGCCCGUGUGCGUGCGACCCAAGUGUCCCCGCAUCCACCCCCGGUGCACGCGGAUCACGUACCGGGCGUGCUGUCCGGUGUGCGAGGCGAUGGCCAGGGUGUGUGUCUACGCGGGGAAAACAUACCAGCUCCUGGAGGAGUUCAGGUUGUCGAGGUGUGAGCGAUGCCGCUGCGGGGCCAACAGAGAGGUGUACUGCAGCAUUUCGGACUGCCCCGCCCCUCACUGCGUCAACCCCACCUACGAACCCGACCACUGCUGCCCCAUCUGUAAGACUGGUCCCAACUGCUUUGCUGGGAGCAGGGUGAUCCCAGCGGGGGAGCGCCUGAACAUUGACGAGCAGACGGUCUGCUACUGCACCUACCGGGACGGCACAUGGCACACCCACCCUCAUGCCACCUGCGAGCGCCGCCCCCGGCCCAGCCCGACGCCCGACGGCCGCGCCAGGCCCUCCGGGGACGAGGGCACCAGGGGGAGGGCGGGGAGGCCGUAUAUUCCCAGACUGGAUGCGAUACCGUGAGGCGGAGCGUUGGUGUAAAUGUGUCAGAGAGCCGCUCCGCAGGUACAAAACAACCUCUUGUCUGUCAGCGUCAGGAGGGAUCCGCUGGGCUUCAAUAAAGCACUACUCAUUUAAGUUGAAAAAAACACAACCAAUGGGAUCAUGUCAACCCGAGUGUCCACAGGAUACAGCUGCGUCGCCUUCUGGUCUCGCCCUCGGCUCAGCCACGGUUCCACACAGAGGUUUGGAGCCGUUGCUUUUUUCCAACAUUUCAUGUUUGCAGCUCCUUCAGAGCAGGGUUCUCCUUAUCCCACCUCCACACUGAAGCCGGUGAAAGCGCCAAAGGUUUCAGUUUCGUAUAGCAGCCGUGGAACCGAGAGACCCGGGUGUGACAUACCAGUGGGGAGAGCUAUAAUGUGUUGAGACAAAGUCAAUUAUGAAUGAAAUACAUAAUUCGAAAUUUAACUCCAAGUCAGCUGCCAGAAAUAACUGGCAUCUACGUACAUCAAUAAGUGGAUAUCAUGCUUCAAUGAGCCUCUCCAGCAAAGACAACCCGAGUACAUAUGCUAUAAUGAUGGCUGUUUGCCAGAGGAGCCAGGACCAGAACACAGUGCAGCUGGAUCUGGUGGACAGUGGCCUUCAGAAACGCUUUAGUAAACCUGUAAAUGACGGGGUGGUGGGUGUGGAGGGGGGGAAGGGGAAUCAAACUACAUCAUCCUGAAAAAAAGGUCAAAUUCUGAAACUGCCAUAGAUGCCCAGGUACAUGACUUUUGGAAAACUGGUAGUAGUAACCAUAUUCCAUUUAAUUCAAAUCAAUGUAAAAAGGACUGUUUUCACAGUCUCUUUUUUAAUUGAGUAAAAUGUCGGAGCAGAGAACAAGACAAGAAUUUGCAUGGAAAUCUAACCGUCACAUGGAUAAUUUGAAAUUUGAUUUGGUGCAAAGAGCUGAAAGUAACUGUUUAAGAAAUUGGUCGACUGACAUGCAGUAAGCUGACAGCAAAUUUUUCAUUGUUUGUCAAUUAAAUCAAGUAAAGCUAUGCAAAUCUCCUGAUUUGCCUUCUGUUUUAUAUCAUAAAUACAAUAUUUGCACUGAUCACCUGGAGCUCUGACUGUGACUACCGAUGGUAAUUUUAACCUUUUUCUGACAUUUUAAUAGACCCGUUUAUUACAACCAGGGGGUAAGAUGCAUGGGGUCUUUGUGUACAUUGGGUGUAUCUAUAGGGGGAGAUGCUGUGUUUGUGUGUUACAGUCCCACUUUGUGACUUGUCACUUUGAGGUGCAGGUUGAGAAGGUGUAAUGUACAGCGACAAAAGGGGAAACGACUGUUGUGUGCAGUUGGUGGCCUGGCUGCUUUCCUCCAUAACCCUGCUGCUUUCCAUCUGUAAGCAGAGAUAUGUCGAAGUAGACCACACACACACACACACACACACACAGCUUACAUUGCCCAUGUAAGCAGAAAAAAAGAUGAUUCACAUUUUAUAUAUAGACUACUGUAUGUCAUGUCAGAGUGCAUGCCAGUCAAGUGUUCACCAUCCUCACUGUACUUGAUGUAAUGUCAGUCAGUCAUACCCCUGUCCAUUUGUUGCUGUAGUAAAUGAAUGACCUUUGUUCUUGCAGUGUUCUGAUUGUUGAGCCUCUUUUGAACUCGUGUAAUUCUUCCGAAAGCUCAGUUAAUUAAAGUGUUGCCUGCCAGA
Scophthalmus maximus (turbot) is the source of this 3199-nucleotide messenger RNA. Its product is annotated as von Willebrand factor C domain-containing protein 2-like. The transcript is spliced from 3 exons. Gene Ontology annotation, molecular function: protein binding. Gene Ontology annotation, biological process: negative regulation of BMP signaling pathway. Gene Ontology annotation, cellular component: AMPA glutamate receptor complex. The record is from RefSeq and is a predicted model, not a curated record. Bases 714 to 1526 code for a protein of 270 amino acids. NCBI's taxonomy places the organism in Eukaryota, Metazoa, Chordata, Actinopteri, Pleuronectiformes, Scophthalmidae.